ACGGGGCGGGCCGGGCCGGCCCGGCGGGGCCGCCGCCAUGAACAGCGUGGGCGAGGCGUGCACGGAGCUCAAGCGCGAGUACGACCAGUGCUUCAACCGCUGGUUCGCCGAGAAGUUCCUCAAGGGCGACAGCGCCGGCGACCCCUGCGGGCAGCUCUUCAAGCGGUACCAGCUCUGCGUGCAGAAAGCAAUCAAGGAAAAGGACAUACCCAUCGAGGGCCUGGAGUUCAUGGGCCCGAGCAAAGGGAAAACUGAAAACUCCUCUUGACCUUGGCUGUGUGGCUGGAAUCACUGAUAUGAGCCUUUGGACUAAGCACCAUCACCAGGUGUACCACUAGGUGCCACCUGGAUAAAACCUUUAGAUCUUUGUUAACUGCUUUCUAGGAAGCAAGGAAUCUUCUCUGCUUAUGAAAACAAACAGCUAAAAAAAAACCCAGAAGACUGGAUCAUGUGGUAACUGCUGCCUCUUGUCCAGUGAAUUUUGGUGGUGGUUCAGCACCUAACAGCUUAAAAAUCCAUGUGACCUAACUUCCUGUUGAAUGUACUCUGUAACGGGGGAAUGGUGAUUGGAGCGAGCUGAGAUAAUUUAUUUGUGAUUGGUUUCUUUUGCUAAUCUAUAUAACACUUGAAAGUGUUUAAAAAUAUGAAGAGGGUUGAUUUACCUUGUCCCCUCUCUAUGCUGCUGAAUUUUGGUGGAAGAAGUUUGUUUCAUGUCAUCCUGAAUGUUGAGGGGCUAAAGCAUUAUUUCCUGUCAGCUACAGAGAUGGUCUAAAAGCACUAAUGGGCCUUCAACUUUAGCUUGGCUAAAAUAAAUAUAACCAGGUUAUGUUUUGUUGAAGUUCAGAACUGUUCAGUAGAAUCUGAUUGUGGCCUGCUCAGGAGCUGAAGAGGAGCCUUUUCUGAGGCAGUGACCCAACCAUGAACUUGAAUUCUCUCUCCUUUAGCAUUACAUGUUCCCAUGGCAUGAUCCUCACACAGGGAUGGGGAAAAGCUGGCCCCUCUCCUUACACCAACAGAGGUGAAAGAGUAAAGAAUAUUAUGGCCUGGGGACAAAAGAAAAGUCAACUUCCUAAUUAUCCUGGAAUUACAGUGAGGGGAAAAAAGAGCUCCUACAGUGUCAGCACAGGGGUUAAAUGUAGCACUGAAAAAAACAAGCUGUUGACAAACUGCUGGGUCACUCAGGUAUAAAUAAAAAACAGUGAGCUAAGGGAAAGAUCUAUAAAUAGCAUUUUGGGGACUGUUAGGUACGUAGCUUUUAUUUCUUAAGGAAUAACACAACCAGUUUGCUUUUCUAUGAUCCUUCAUGUAGGGCUAAAUGUAGCGUGAUUUUUGUCAGCUUUAAAACAACUGUGCCUUGUUCUGUGCUUUUAACACAGAAGAACUUGUCUCAGCAGUCGUUUUAUUGUAAGCAGAUGAAAUAAAUUGCAUUGAAACAUGGGGAAGGAUGUCCUGCAGCACCCACCUUGAGACUCUCUCUUGCCAUCCAUCAUCCUUUCAACAGCAAGAUGCUAAGGCAGCUGCUGCAUUCUUCCUUUUGGGAAGAACAGGAUAAACGACAGCUGAGACAAGAGCUCAGUUUUGUACCGUGCAAAAAAUAGAAAAGUUGCAGAAAGAAUCGGAAAACAGUUGACUUGCAGCAAGGAGAAACUCCAAAGAGAAUGUGCUGGCACAGACUCAGGCUGUUGGCUGUGGAAGGUCACUCAUCCCCUGUAGGUUAACCAGUUUUUGCAUGACACGAUACACAUUAUACAAGUAUGUGCAGUGGGGCCUAAAAUUGUGGUUUCUUUUGCAAGACUUGUGUGACUGACUCAAACAACCAGACUGCAGCUUUAUGGAAAGCAGAGUUGUGAGCAAGAUAUGUACUGAUACACCUGAAAAUUUGAGAGCUGAGGGGGAAUGUUGUGAAGGCACACAGAGCUUAGCUCAACACCUUUUGCUGCCAGUCCCUCUGCCAGAAGGGACCAAGAGAAGAAUCACCUUCAUGACUGUGAAUAAAUAUUGCAAUAGCUGAUUAUGGAGAA
Messenger RNA from Myiozetetes cayanensis, 2021 nucleotides. RefSeq names its product TP53 regulated inhibitor of apoptosis 1 (gene TRIAP1). The record is from RefSeq and is a predicted model, not a curated record. The coding region runs from base 38 to 268 and encodes 76 amino acids. Lineage: Eukaryota; Metazoa; Chordata; Aves; Passeriformes; Tyrannidae. The transcript is spliced from 2 exons.